UCCUUGAGUUGUUGCCCGCGCAGGAAGGAGCAAGGUCAGUAGGGAGAAGGGUAUUCGGCGGCCAUCUCUUCCUCCUCCGUUGCGGCCUCUUCUGCGGUCGUCCCGGAGCCUCGGCAGCGCCAUGUUGGGGCAGAGCUUGCGCAAGUUCUCCACCUCCUUGGUUCGCAGGAGCCACUAUGAGGAGGGCCCGGGGAAGAACCUGCCCUUUUCAGUGGAAAACAAAUGGCGGUUGUUGGCAAUGAUUACUGUAUUUUUUGGAUCUGGAUUUGCUGCACCUUUCUUUAUAUUAAGACAUCAGCUGCUUAAGAAAUAAGAUUCUCCUAUACAGGAAUCAGACUUGAAGUACAGCCACUUAUAAAAGCAGAAGAAUGGAGUAAGCCAACUGUUUACCAUAAUAUAUGUCUUUGUAAAUAAACCUAUUAAGUGAA
Molecule: messenger RNA, 428 nt
Organism: Trichosurus vulpecula (common brushtail)
Lineage: Eukaryota; Metazoa; Chordata; Mammalia; Diprotodontia; Phalangeridae
Product: cytochrome c oxidase subunit 7C, mitochondrial
Exons: 3
Coding region: 122-313 (63 amino acids)
Biological process (GO): mitochondrial electron transport, cytochrome c to oxygen
Source: RefSeq, a predicted model, not a curated record